AUGAUUAAUGGUAGCCCUACGCCUAUCUUCAAAGCUAGGAAAGGCCUGCGGCAAGGGGACCCUUUAUCUCCCCUCCUUUUUGUUCUGGGUAUGGAAUACUUAUCAAGGCUUCUAAAGAUUGUGCAGGGUUCCUUUAAUUUUCAUCCUCGGUGUAAAACCAUAAAGCUGUCUCACUUGUGUUUUGCUGAUGAUUUGAUGCUGUUUUGCAAGGGUGAUAUCUUGUCUGUUCAGGUCUUGUGUAAAUGUCUUGAUAUUUUUGCACAUACUUCGAACCUCCAAGCCAAUUCCUCGAAAUUCGCUUUGUAUACUACGGGGGUGCCCAUUGAUAUCCAGAGGGAAAUGAUCACUCGUGCGAUGCAUUGCAGCACUGCGUUGUUGGAUGGGUGUUGGGUUUUGCCUAUUGAUAAGAUGGAUUUAAGGAAGUCAAAGAAGAAUCGGAUGACUUACCAUUGGGAGUUGCUGCUUUGGUUUUUCCCUUGCUCUUAUGUAAAUGAAGAGUGGGCCGAGGAUACCCUUCCUAGAAGAUGGGCUUCGGCUUUUAAGCUAGCUGUUUACGGAGAUGUUUGGAUACAAGAUGCUCCUCAUAUAUUCGGAUAUUUAGAGCUUCUUAUCAUCUAG
Molecule: messenger RNA, 618 nt
Organism: Amaranthus tricolor (Joseph's coat)
Lineage: Eukaryota; Viridiplantae; Streptophyta; Magnoliopsida; Caryophyllales; Amaranthaceae
Exons: 6
Coding region: 1-618 (205 amino acids)
Source: RefSeq, a predicted model, not a curated record